AUAUACUUCUAUUCAAUGAUCAACGAAACAUACAAGUGAAUUAUGCUGAGCAUUAGGGCGAUACCUUGAUGUACUACUAAAACUACAUUGUUGAGAAAUUGCAACAACUCUCUUAAACAAGAAGUUAUUUAGAAAUGAAGUAGAAGUUGGAUAAACUUAUACUUAAAAGAGCUCUAUCGGUUCAUGGUAUCUUCUAUUUUGUACUAUAGAAAUCAGACUGGUUUGAAAACACUCACCACCAUAAUUUCUGCUAAAUAAUUAUGGGAAUAGCAUGAUUUAGGAAAAAGAUUUUUGUUUUUUUCUUUUUAUGAAUUUUUGAUUAAUUGAGUAAUAAAUUAAACUGACAAUGGUACGUUUGACGCCAAGUAUAGUUGCAAUCUUCUUGAUUGAAAAAACAAGCUCUGGAUCAAAUUUUGUUUUUCAAUGGCCACCACAGCCUCAGGUCCAUUUUCAAGAUUCGCCGAAGUCCUCUGAAGACGCUGGCAUUGCCAUGGAUAUAUUGGAGAUCGAGGAGGAUGACGACGGUCCAGAAUUUAACGGCGCUGCAGAUGAAAAUUAUGUACUUGGAUAUGAAAAAGGGUUUUUAGCAAAUAUGCUUUCUCCACGCCCCGAGCUAUGUAAUCAAAAAUUUGAAAUGUGGGUGGAUGGUCUUACAUUCUUAGGUUGCCCUGUUCAUGUUGGACCUUCUGGUGAAUGGGUUAAACGAAAGAAUCCUUCCAAAAACAUUGAGGUUUCUUCAAUGACAGAUCCAUCUGCAAUAAAGGAGGAUUCAACUAGCUAUACUUCAGCUAAUACAGCCGAUACAAAGCCGAACCAGUACAAGUCAAACUCUUCUAUGUCUCUCUUUCACGUUGUGUUUGUUUUAAAUAUUCCUACAGCAUCAGUUUACCGACCAACAAUUAACACACUAUAUGAAUGUAUCGUGAUCAAAUUGGUCACAGGUUUAAAAUACGAGCAAGCUAAACGAAACUAUGUGGAGAAUGAAUGCAAGAAUAUAAUCAAAAUGAAUGAAAGGAAUAUAAAUAAUAAGAUUAGCUUUGACGAUUUCUGCCGUGAGAUUCCUGCGCAUUCAAACCUUGCAUCGGUUUUGGUGACUACGUAUGAAGCUUUAAUUCAUCUUCAUACUGCUUAUUUGGAGAUCAAUCAAUCUAUUAACAUUACAUUGCUUUGGCCGAUGACCGUUUCUGUUUCAAGUUUGGAUAAAUUAGAGUUGCAAGAACGUUCCUCUACAAUUUUAGCAUCUCAAACCAUAUUUAAUGAGGAAGAGCCAUCUUUAAUAGAGCCAUUCGUAGCACCUUACUGGUCAUUACUUCUUUUGCAAGAUCUCGAAUCUAUUAUGAAGCGCCUUCCUCUUUCACGCAACUCCUUAUUAGCUUCAUUUAUAACAGAAGCAAGACCUACAUCCACAUUUACUGAUAUCGCUAAUUCUUUGGGUAUCUCUUUAUCAGAAUGUUUUCUUUUAGCGAAACAUCUAAUACAUUGGAGAAAAGCUAUAGCUAUCCCUCCGCUUCUAAUACGAAAUACUUAUGUUACGUCUCCAACGGCUGAUCUUUCCAAGCUUAAGUCAGAUGCCAGUCUUUUUAAAAGAACAUUUCCAAGUCUCCCUUCCCUUCCUACAUUUUUGGCCAUUUUAUCAUUUAAACCUCGAUCGUUUGGUUCUAUUAUUCCUUCCAAGGAUCAUGAAUCAACGUACAUGGAAAUGCUAGCUUGGUUGUGUCGACGCAACUGGGUUUAUGAGCAAAAUAGUUAUAUAUAUGUGUGCGUAACUCCCCAAAUUAAGGAAAAAGUUAAAGGAGACAUUGAAUCGGAAAGUACAGAAGGCCAGGAUCCGCAACUGUUAGAACAGCUUAGACAUGAUGAUGGAAGAGAGUCCCUUAUUAUUGAUCCCCAUUCGGCUUCUUUACUUGAACAAAAAUGGAUUCAAGCUAUAGCAUAUGAGAAAAAUCCCGAACUAGCCUCCUUGUUUCUUUCCGUUGUCAAGUAUUUUAACGGAAGAUAUGCCCUUCAGACGAUUUGGAUUGCUGAAGGCUUGCCUCGUAAAUCCAUGCGAAAUGUAUUAAACGAGUAUCAGCAUUACCUUAUUCGUUGGUAUUCUUGGUAAUUAAUAGUGUAGCAUUCUACACACGCUUCAACUUUUCAUAAUUUAUAAAUAAAUAUACAUUUAAAUGCUAA
Messenger RNA from Schizosaccharomyces octosporus yFS286, 2172 nucleotides. RefSeq lists its product as uncharacterized. The transcript has 2 exons. NCBI's taxonomy places the organism in Eukaryota, Fungi, Ascomycota, Schizosaccharomycetes, Schizosaccharomycetales, Schizosaccharomycetaceae. Bases 347 to 2101 code for a protein of 584 amino acids. Gene Ontology annotation, biological process: positive regulation of autophagy; negative regulation of TORC1 signaling; TORC1 signaling. Gene Ontology annotation, cellular component: GATOR1 complex. The record is from RefSeq and is a predicted model, not a curated record.